Molecule: messenger RNA, 4590 nt
Organism: Penicillium manginii
Lineage: Eukaryota; Fungi; Ascomycota; Eurotiomycetes; Eurotiales; Aspergillaceae
Exons: 3
Coding region: 1-4590 (1529 amino acids)
Molecular function (GO): protein binding
Source: RefSeq, a predicted model, not a curated record
AUGGCUUCACACCACAUAACCUCGAAUUUUGGCAACUACAAUUCCGGCAUCCAAGCAGAUAAACUUGAGGUUGGGGGUGAUAUAAAUUUCCACGUCUCAGAGGGGAAAACAGAAGACGAUCGGAAUCAAGAAUGUCUGCGGGAUCUACAAGCUCUACUGGUUACUGAUCCCCGGGACGAUAUAACCCGUAUCAAGCGGGUUAAAGGAGGACUGCUCAAAGAGGCUUACUGCUGGGUUCUCGACAACGCAGACUACCAACAAUGGCGCGACGACCUCAACAACCGGCUCCUAUGGGUCAAGGGCGACCCUGGAAAGGGCAAAACAAUGCUGCUUUGCGGGCUGAUUGAUGAGCUAACCAGCUCGACGUCCGACACUACCCUUUUUUCAUAUUUCUUUUGCGAAGCAUCGGAUACUGCACGUAAUGGUGCUCUUGCGGUCCUGCGUGGCCUCAUAUACCUCCUUGUGAUCGGACAGCCAUCUCUUGUCUUUCAUGUGCGGACGCGAUACGACCAAAGAGGAAGUCAACUCUUCUCCGAUGGAAACGCAUGGGAUGCUCUUUCGAACAUCUUCUGUAAUAUCCUGAGAGACCCAAACUUAAAAGGAGCAUUUGUGAUCGUUGAUGCCCUUGAUGAGUGUAUUGAAGAUCAACGUUUGCUACUCGAUCUCAUUUGCCAAAUCUCCUCGGUGCAUCCACAAGUGAAAUGGAUUGUAUCAAGCCGGAACGAACCAGAAAUUGAGGAUCAGCUUUUCUCUGCGACAGAAAUGAGACUAUCAUUGGAACUGAACGAACAAUCUGUAUGGGAUGCUGUCGCUGUGUUUAUCCGUUACAGAGUCCAGAAGUUAGCUGCGAAGAAAGGAUACAAUGAUGACCUUCAGGAUGCUGUUUUGAAUCAUCUACUUUCAAAUUCUCAAGGGACUUUUCUUUGGGUCAGCUUGGUUUGCACCGAGCUCCAGUCAAAAGCUGCAUGGAAAGCUCGAUCAUUAUUGAAUACAUUCCCACCUGGGCUUACACCUUUGUAUGCAAGUAUGAUGAAUCGCUUGUGCAGAUCGGAGGAUUCGGAGCUUUGCAAACAGAUCUUGAGGACUAUGUUGUUAGUGCACCGGCCCAUUACCCUAGACGAAUUUCCCACAUUGGUCGAUUUACCAGAGGACAUUGGAGACGAACAUGAAUUCUUCGAGCAAAUUAUCGGAGGCUGUUACUCAUUUUUAGUACUUCGCCAGCGCACUAUUUUCUUUGUGCAUUUGUCCGCCAAAGAUUUCUUAAUGGUACAUAGACCCAACGAUUUGUUUGAUGUGGGGAUAGAAAACGAGCACUACUCAAUCUUUCAGCGGUCCCUCCAAGCCCUGCAGCGACUGAAAUACGACAUAUACCGCUUGAAGAUACCUUCUCUUCCCAUCAACGAAAAUGAUGGGAUGGGCGACAACCGCACCGAAACACUCCUGGGACAAAAAGUCGAUGAUGCAAUUAGAUUUACUCGACAGCAUCACUUUGCAAUCGAGAAAUGGCCACUUCAAGUAUAUUGCUCAUCACUACUUUUUACCCCCACUCAAAGCAAGACCAGAUUGCAACACCAGAGCCAGAUACCCAAGUGGAUUCUUGGGGUCCAUGGAAUGGAUAUUGAUUGGGACUCAUGUAUCUUCACUCUCCAGGGACAUGGAGAAGGCGUUAAUUCAAUAGCAUGGUCACAAGAUGGACUCUAUGUCGCAUCCGGAUCCACUGAUAAGACAGUCAAACUGUGGGACACUUCCACCGGACAGUGCAUAUCAAGUAUUUAUGGGCAUGAGGAAGGCAUAACUUCGAUAGCGUGGUCGCCGGAUGGAACUCGACUUGCAUCAGGGUCCUCGGACGGCGCAAUCAAGAUCUGGGACACAGCUACCAGAGAAUGUGUAGCAUUUUCCAAAGAAACAUCCGCUAUAGAAUGUGUCACAUGGUUACAAAAUCAAAAUCGACUAGCAACAUGGUCAGUGAAAAAGAAUUUCAUGAUUUGCGAUCCAUCACCCGAAAGGCCGCUAUGUGACCCCGAUUCCGGUUUAUGCACAUGUCCCAGUUUCUGCGCAUAUAACCUUGACGCUUCAUUUUCCUGGACAGAAGAUAUGAUUCGAGUUGCUAGAUGGGAACGUGAUGAAAGUAUCUUAAUCAGUGACCCAGUAACCGACGAAAGUAUGUUCACGCUCAUGCCAGUCAAUCGUCGUAUCUGGAACAAGCUUUCAAGUCUGUACUUGUCCAAAGAUGGAACUCGACUCGCAAUAAAGGAGACGGAUUCCAGAAUCAGUAUUUGGGAUACAAGAGCUGGAGAUCUUCUACACGUUCUACAUAAGCCGGGUGGUAAUCUGACAGAUAUUAUCUGGUCGUACGACAAUGGCGGACUUGCAACGAUUGGUUUGAACGAAGGGCUUCGAAUUUGGGACGUGACCACCGAAACAUGCUUAUCGAUUCACACUGGACACACCGGAUUUGUGAGAUCACUUGCCUGGUCGCGGGAUGGGGCUUGGCUUGCAGGAUCGUCUGAAUACUUAGUUCGUAUCUGGAACUCAUCCUCUGGAAAAUGCACAUCUACUCUCAAGGGGCAUACCGAAGACAUAAAUUCGGUCGAAUGGUCACCAGACGGGACAAAGAUUGCUUCAGGAUCAAAUGAUACUAACGUCAAGAUAUGGGAUGCAACCCGGCCAUCUGCCCCAACUUUGCAACAACAUGGCGAUUCGGUUAAUGUGAUUUCCUGGUCACCAGACAGAGCCCGAUUGAUAUCCGGAUCUGAUGAUUGCGAAGUCCGGAUUUGGGACACGGCUUCUGGGGAUUGUACAUUAAUCCUCGAGGCGAAGAACUGGGCACUUUCUGUCGCUGAAUGGUCUCAUAAGAGCGAUUACAUCGCAACAACCUUCACUUAUAGCCGAUGGAGACAUAAGAUUGCUAAAGAUCGAUCACCACUCUGCGACGGUAUUGCCACACGCAAACACAUGAGUGAAUGGAGACACAAAGGACAGCAAGUCGACUCCGAUGGAUGGAAUUGUGACGCAUGGGUCUGGUGCCCAGAUACUGGACGGUUUGAAUUUUGUAUCGAUGCGAAAGGAGGUCCAAUCACUGCAAUCGCGUGGUCUGGCGAUGAUAGCCGCUUGGCAGCAAGCUCAUGGGGUUCUUCUAUUCAGGUCUGGGGAAUUUCCAACAGGCAGUGUAUUUGGAGCUUUGAUUUCGCGCAUUGCAACAAACACAUGAGUUCAGUUUCCUGGUCACCAGAUGAGAGUCGAAUUGCUACAGGAUGGGAAGGAAAUACAAUUAAAGUCUUGGAUCUUGCCAUGAAACAGAUUAUCUGUAUACUGCAGCAUCCAGGCGAUGACAGCAAUAUUUUAUCGACUACUUGGUCGCAUGAUGGACACAGACUCGCAUCCGGAUCAACAGACAACACUGUGAGAAUUUGGGAUACUGUCUCUGUUCAAUGCAUAACAGGAUUUCAUGUCCCUUCACCCAGAAACCUUCAAUUCAGUCCAUUCAAUUCGAAUGACCUUGAUACCCCAAUUGGAACCUUCAAAUUGGAUGCCAUCGUCUCGGCCAGCUCUUCUUCUCAUAGCUUGAACAUUUCACCAGCGCAGCCGUUUUACGGUUCUCGAGGCGAGUGGAUAACUUUCGGGGGCAGAAACGUCAUUUGGGUUCCAUCGGCAUAUCGACCGAGUGCCUGGGCUCGAUCUGGAUUAUCCCUUGCCAUUGGAACUUGCUUGGGGCAGGUCCUAAUUUUGCAUUUCCAGGAAAACGGUGGGCCUCUGUUUACCAAAGACCUGCUGGAUUGUGUGCCAGACUGCCGCGUUCUGCAAGACGAUGUCACAGGGGGUUCGACGGAUCAACGACGAUGCCACCAAGCUUUUCGAGUGACAAAAUACGAAGAACAAAAAGAUCCCUAUCGCCAAAGCGUCGUCGAAGCUUUUAAUCAAGCAACUCUUGGGAACCCUGCAUACAUUCGUUGGUGGAACAACACACGCAGUGACGUUCUAUGGAUAGUAGCUGACUCGGGCCGUGGAAAAUCCGGAUUUGCUCGAUCAAUCGUCGAGGACUACAUACCCACCUCAAGCCCGACGGUGACGGUUUGUUAUUUCUUUUUUGAGGAGAGCGAUGAACAGAACAACCUUGCUUCCGCACUAUGUGCAAUUCUUCACCAGCUUUUCGACCAGAGGCCUCAUUUAAUUCAUCAUGCAUCUUCGACUUGGGAAAACAAUGGAAAGCGAAUUCGACGGAAAGUUGACGAGCUUUGGGAGAUAUUGAUGGCGGCAGCAUUCAGUGAUGUAUCUCUCAAAAUUAUCUGUGUAAUUGAUGCUCUUAACGAAUGCCGUCAGGAUGAUCAAGGGCGUCUGAUCACAAAGCUCAAGCACUUCCACGACAAUUCGCUAUUUUUCACAAAGGGAACUUGGUUGAAAUUCCUGGUGACCAGUCGCUCCUGUGGUCAUAUCCAGGAUCAAUACCAAGUCAUCAAAGAGUCAUUCCCCCUUAUAGACUUCCAGGAUAAAAGAAACGACGAGGACGACCGGGGCGAGGAGGGAGAGGGGGGGAGAUCAAUCCUUUCACCACAACAGGGUCAUUCAGGAGCUGUUAACCUCCAGGGUUAG